GUCAACUUGGCUGAAGAGUUCGACAUCCUACAGAUCGUUGGUGAAGGAUGGUUUGGCAAGAUCCUGUUGGCAGAGCAUCGCGCCACCGACUCCGAGAUGGUGCUGAAAGCACUACCGAAACCCUACACCGCAGUUCGGGACUUCUACCGGGAGUUCCAUUACAGUCUGCAUCUGGGAGCUCACCGAAACAUUAUCACCACUUACGACGUGGCAUUCGAGACGGCCGGUUUCUACGUCUUCUCGCAGGAGUACGCCCCUCUUGGUGACCUCACAUCCAACGUUUCGGAAACAGGAAUAGGCGAACUGCAUAGCAAGCGUGUCGCCAAGCAGCUCGCCUCAGCGCUAGAGCAUUUGCACGCUCGCGAGCUGGUACACCGGGAUGUCAAGCUGGACAACGUUCUCGUCCUCAAGUCCGACUUUUCUCGGGUCAAACUCUGUGACUUUGGUGAAACCAGAAGGGCUGGCACUUUGGUGAGGAGACGCAACGAAUGGCUGCCCUAUUCUCCUCCUGAAGUUCUUCUCACCAACACGGACGAGACUUAUAAGGCCGAAACGUCGCACGAUGUGUGGCAGUUCGGGAUCGUGAUAUUCGUGUGUCUGACGGGUUGCCUGCCUUGGCAGAAAGCAGGUAGCGACGACCCGCGAUACGUCCGAUACCUGCACUGGCACGGUAGUAAUGGCGUUCUGAUGCCCGUGAGGAGACCCAAACUCUUCAAGCUGCUGACCUCCAGGGCCCAGAGAAUGUUCCGCAAGUUCCUUGAACCGCGGCCGGAGAAGAGGCCAGGAGGGCUGGCAGAUCUGGCCAAGUUCCUUGAGGACAGGUGGCUUACAAGAACGUCCUUGGACAGACAAACAGAUAACAAUCCUGAGGACGAAGGGCUGUGCCCCUCCAUGUACAGUUUCCACAGCAGUGUCGAAGAGAAGAACCAACUGCUCUUCACCCUGACACAAUAUGGGAUCGAGACAACUGUAGACCGCAGCGCGAAGAAAGACAGGAUCCGUGACUGGAUCCAAGCCAGCGUGAUCACAGAAGGUCCAGAGGACGAGGAAAACGAGGAAGAAGACAAGGAAGAGGAGGAAGAGGAGGAGGAAAGACAGAAAGAACGGAAAGCUAUGGAAGGGAAAAGAGAAAAUAGGCAUAAGACUGAUAAAGAAACUCCAACGAGUACGAAUCGAUCAGCCAGUCACUGAACACUAUGAAGAAUGGAAAGAUAAUCGUAUUUGAACGUCGCCAUUUUCUUCGGAUGGCAAUAAUGUUGAUCCGGAUAUUUGAUAAGAAUGGAUUUUGGAGCUUAUUGCAAGAUAGUGACGACGAGUUGGUACACAGAUAUUACCGGUUCAGUUAUAUAUGUCUACACGUUUCAGAAGCGAAUAAUGUUCCUAAAGAUUACUAUUAAUGGCAUAUACUAAGCACUCCGAGUUUCACAGCAUUUUGGGUCUAUAUUAGUCGGAAUUAUCUCGAAAGCAGUUUCGGUAUCACCGAAGAAAGUACGUAACGUGGUUUUUAUUCCACGUGAUGUACAAGUGCAUAUUUUCUUUCGUAAUAAACAGACUUGUAUUCAAAAUAGCAAGAGAGGAUUUUUUUUUUGAAUCCCUCACCAUGUAAUGAAUCGUAUAUCCUCUCAGCGUCAGUUACAACGAGUUCGAUCGAACACCGAUGGAUGCGCCACCUUACGGCUUCCUCACUUCAUCAGUUGUAACGAGUUAGCGGAAACACCGAUAGAAGCGCCACUUGACGGCUUCUUCUCCUUGUCAGUUACGCAGAGUUCACAGGAACGCCUAUAGAAUCGCCAAUUUGACGGGUUGAAAAUGACCAUAGGCACUCGCAUUUGCGGGUGCGCCUUGAUACAUAUUGGUGUAUAUAGAGAGACGAAAAUGUGGGGGUUUUCUUCCAGCUCUGCCCGAAGCUGCAUACUGAAUAUGAAUCCAUUUCCACAAUAAAGUUAUCUGACAAUUUUUUUCUAUUCAAAUUUUGCGAGAACAGGGAAGCAUGUGAAAUACGUGUAUAAGUUUCUUACAGAAGCGAUUAUGCAUAUUACUGCCAUUUUGGGUGUGACAUCGUGUAGGCUAGUAGAAAUUUACAGACGUUUCGGAGUUAGCAACAUUUUUCCAAAACUUCCGUAAACAUAUACCAGACUAUACAGUGUCCCAUUCCCGAAGACGAUAAUUUUUAACACGAAAGCAAUUCCCAACAUUUUUCAAAAUAAGCAUCAAACAAUACCCGGUCACAUAUCUAAGGUUUCCGUGCCUUUUCUUAAUCUCCUCACGUAAGUUCCAGGUGAUGCCCUAAAGAAACACGACCGCCUCUUCCCGUAUCUCAUUCAGUUGAGCAAUAUGAUCAACAUAUUGCCGUUAUUCUGUUCUGAAAUAAUUAGAGUCAUGCUGGAUUGGAGGUUCCGCAGAAGUGAUUAAGAAGAGUGUUAUCUUCUGAGAUGUGAUACCGUGUAGGUUACUACAGUUUCGGAGGAUAGAACCGCUUCUAGCUUCAGGGUAUAAGACUGAACUAAGCAGGUAACCACCAAGAAGAAAGGACAACGUCCUCAUUUUGGGUUUGAGGCUAUCACGGCAGCACCUAUGAACAGUACCAUCUUCUUGAAUGUGAUGCCAUAUAACGUGGUAGAAUUUCGGAAGAACACACUGCCUCCAUCUUCAUUAUCAAAUAUUUAGGUAAGCAAAUAUGAGGCAAAGAUCUGCUUAUCACGUCCGUUUUAUCAGACUACACGGAGUAACAUCCCAGAUGAGAGUAUUCUUCAAAUUCUCUGCAGUGAGAGCCUAACAUCGAACACAGUUGCUCUCAAUGGACAGGUUACUAUAUAUUUCUGCUUGUUUCUAUGUAGUUUUCGCCAUGACUUAAUUUUCGACCUUCAAAAUGUAGGAAGUAUGUUCCUCCGAAACGUCGGCGAAUAUCUAGCGGACUAUUCGGCGUCACAUCCUUAACGAUGAUGAACUAAAAAGCAAAUAUGUGUAUGUGAUUAAUUAAUUAGGCAACAAGCAAUGAAUAUGUGUGAGCAGUGGAAGUCUAGCUUAGCAUAACCAGUUCAUAAGUCGAGGACCGAGAGUAAUUCAUUUUAUCUAGUUCCAUACUGAAAAAAGUCACAUUCUACUUACCUGACACACAAAUGGCUCAUGUGCAUGAGUGAUGGGUUAUCCUUAAUAUCUUGAGUGGUUCAAUAAAAGGUAAAACUAUCCCUGUAACAGGCCACGGAGGCCCAUAGGGUUGUGAG
This is a messenger RNA of Cryptotermes secundus, 3224 nucleotides long. Its product is annotated as serine/threonine-protein kinase meng-po. The record is from RefSeq and is a predicted model, not a curated record. NCBI's taxonomy places the organism in Eukaryota, Metazoa, Arthropoda, Insecta, Blattodea, Kalotermitidae. The transcript is spliced from 4 exons. The annotation marks the transcript as partial. Gene Ontology annotation, molecular function: protein serine/threonine kinase activity; ATP binding. Gene Ontology annotation, biological process: peptidyl-threonine phosphorylation; peptidyl-serine phosphorylation.